CAACCAUUUGCCACCCUUUUUUUCAUAUCAACUUCAAAUCUUUAUUUCUUUCACUACUUAAGAAAUAGCUUAAUUUUUGAAGACAUGGCAUCGAGCUCAAUGUCGUCUCACGGGUCAUGGACCGCGCAGCAAAACAAAGCGUUCGAAAGGGCGUUGGCUGUGUAUGACAAAGAUACACCUGAUCGUUGGGCGAAUGUUGCGAAAGCCGUUGCUGGUAAAACUUCCGAAGAAGUGAAACGACACUAUGAUCUUCUUGUUGAAGAUAUUAAGUAUAUUGAAUCCGGUCAAGUUCCUUUUCCUAAUUAUAGAACUACCGGUACCAGAAUCAAUGAUCAAGAAAACAGGAUGAGGAACCUGAAGCUGAACUGAGCUGCAAGAAAUUUCAAACAUCAAAUUGAGAAGAACUAUUACGAUCUUCUCGUAUUUCUACUUAUUAGAAAAAGAAAAACAAUGGAUAAUUGUAUUAAUAAACAUUAUCCUUCUUUUCCUUCUAUUCAUUCUCUAAUUUCUUUUUUCUAUUUAAGCAUAAUCAAAGUAUGUAAACAUGGGAGGUUUUAUAAUCUUUGUGAUUCUUUGCUUUCUCAUGUAAUUUCAUUGUUCUCAAUAUAUUUUAUGUAAAAUUAGUUGCCCAAUAAAUAUAUAAUUUCAUUCCAAUAGAGUAA
Messenger RNA from Mercurialis annua (annual mercury), 662 nucleotides. RefSeq names its product transcription factor RADIALIS-like. The transcript is spliced from 2 exons. Lineage: Eukaryota; Viridiplantae; Streptophyta; Magnoliopsida; Malpighiales; Euphorbiaceae. Bases 85 to 369 code for a protein of 94 amino acids. The record is from RefSeq and is a predicted model, not a curated record. Gene Ontology annotation, molecular function: DNA-binding transcription factor activity.